This is a messenger RNA of Gigantopelta aegis, 1768 nucleotides long. Its product is annotated as mesoderm induction early response protein 1-like. Gene Ontology annotation, molecular function: histone deacetylase binding; transcription corepressor activity. Gene Ontology annotation, biological process: negative regulation of transcription by RNA polymerase II. The record is from RefSeq and is a predicted model, not a curated record. Lineage: Eukaryota; Metazoa; Mollusca; Gastropoda; Neomphalida; Peltospiridae. The transcript is spliced from 12 exons. The coding region runs from base 1 to 1590 and encodes 529 amino acids. Gene Ontology annotation, cellular component: nucleoplasm.
AUGGCGGAGCACAAUGGUAGCGAGUCCAGCAGUCCGGAGACUGACAGAGAUUUUGAUCCAUCAGCAGAAAUGCUGAUUCAUGAUUAUGAUGAUGAGCAAACAAUGGAAGAAGAAGAAGCCAUGAGUGGGGACAGUUGUUCUGGAGAACUAGAUGAUCUGACCAAGGAAGGAGACAUGCCGAUAGAUCAGCUUCUUUCGAUGUAUGGGUAUGGUGCCGAGGGCUACAGUGUGCCUCAGCCUGAUGAUAACCAGGACAGUACUCGGUCAAGUAGCGAGGAAGAGAUUCUAGAAAACCAGGACCUGACCCUAGACAAGGAUGAGAUUGCCCGUGAUCUGCUCAUCAACAACAGUGAAGCUGACAACAAAGAGACGUCUGUCGUCGACCUGUUUGAAAGCGUGGCCACGUCACAUACAGUUCGACUUCUUCGAUCAAGUAGUCGUCCUGGAAGUUCUGACGAAUCCGAUUCAGACGAUGCAGACUACAAUCCGGUACAUGAUGAGGAUUGGAAAAAGGUGAUUCAGGUGGGUCAUGAUUACCAAGCUGUUGUUCCGGAAGGUCUUUCCAAAUACGGUGAUGCCCCAGCUUAUGAAAAUGAAGAUAGACUGCUUUGGAAUCCAUCAAAGACAGAAAAUGCAACUGUUGAAAAAUACUUGAAGGAUGUUCAUAAGCAGAAUCUGCAGAUUAGUCAAGGUGUCAACUCCAUUCCAACAGGUGCCCAUGUAGCAGAUGAUGAGCAGGCUUUAUAUUUGCUGUUACAAUGUGGUCAUAAUGUAGAAGAGGCAUUGCGGAGACGAAACAUGCAGGCUGUGGCCACAUCAGAUCCAAUGAGCCUAUGGUCAGAGGAAGAGUGUAGAAAUUUUGAAAAUGGUCUUCGACUUUAUGGAAAGAACUUUUAUCUUGUACAGCAAAUUAAGGUUCGAACUCGGUCGGUAGGAGAAUUAGUUCAGUUUUAUUACUUAUGGAAGAAAACUGAGAGACAUGAUGUAUUUGCAAAUAAAAAUAGAUUGGAAAAAAGAAAAUAUGCAUUACAUCCUGGUGUUACGGACUACAUGGACCGGUUUCUAGAUGAUGCAGAUCCUUCCAACCCACCGCGCGACCGAUCUUCAAGCCCGAACUUAAAUUCCUUAAUAUACGGCGACCCCAAGAGGGCCCACAUCAAACAGGAGCAAGAGGAGCGGGCAGCAUUCAGCAGUAUACGACAUAUGGACGCUGAUGUCGUCACGGCCACCACAACUGCCACAACAACCACUACAACUACUACAGCAAAAAGUGCUAAUCGUGAUAGCAGGACUAGCCAGUCUAGUCCCAAAGACUCUGUUCCUACGGACACCAACGUGAAUGGAACAAAAGAUUCGUAUUCGCCUGUUUUAAAGAAGUUGAAAACUGAGUGUACAACAGUGUCUAUAUCAAAACCUAACGACAACUGUUUGCAUGUGAACCAUCGAGAUAGUUUACCAGUGACAUCGCUACCCAGUGUGUUGGGCGGUGGCGAUACUAGUUACAGUGAUAGUAAUUACAGUGCCAGUUCUCGGGAGGUUGCUGGUCAAGAAGUGCGACUCAUUGGUCAACCAGAGCCCAUUGCUCAGUAGUCACAAGUCAUUCCAAGUCAUGCAGGAUUAACAAUCAUCUUAAUGUGCAAUAAGAACCCUAAGCCGGAAAAUUAUUACUUACAAGUAUUUCCUUUAAAUGGAAUCUGGUCUCAGUUGCAUAUGUACUUGUUUAUUUACAAAUGCCACCAUCUAAAGCUUAAUUAAAAACUAAAUUGGG